UCUGCGGCUCUGGAAGAGCCUGAGCCUCUUGAGGAGUAACAUUUCCCCCUUUUACGCUGAUACGGCUGUCCGAUAGUUUCUCUAAUUGUUGAGGAUCUGAACAAGUUGCUGUCAGGAGGCCCAUAAGAAAGAUUGCCCACCGGCCUGUGCGGGACUGCUCUUACUCCCAAGAAGGAAAUUAGUAGUGAAAAGCGGGAGAGAAUCAGGAGUGGGAAGGAACGGAAGGGGGAGAAAGGAAACGGUUGGUGUUUUCAGGGGUACUGAGAACAGAAGGCAAUUCCAGUGAGCGGGCAGCGAAAGAUUUGCUUGAGGUCAUUCCAUGCAGGAACCUCCAUCCAUACGUUGCAAAGCCUUUAGGAGCAAUGAUUGUGUCGAGGGUGCUGUGAUUCUGGGCUACUGGAGCUUGAGGACAUCACAUGAAGUCCCUGGUCAUUGCUUUGCUGGAGCUUCUUUUGCGACAGAGGACUUCUGCUGCCCGCCUGGUGACACUCCAUCAGAGAUGAACGCAGGCCUGCCUUUGUAGCAAGGAGGCCCGAGGAAAGAGUGAGCGCUUCCACCGCCUCACCAUGGUGCUUCCACCCCCGGACAAGCGGCAUGUGUGUCUCACCACUAUUGUUAUAAUGACCAGCAUGGCAUUCAUGGAUGCUUAUCUGGUGGAGCAGAACCAGGGGCCCCGUAAGAUUGGCGUCUGCAUCAUCGUCCUGGUAGGAGACAUCUGCUUUCUGAUUGUGCUGCGCUAUGUGGCUGUCUGGGUGGGGGCUGAGGUCAAAACGGCCAAGCGUGGCUAUGCUAUGAUUCUGUGGUUCCUCUACAUCUUUGUACUGGAAAUCAAACUCUACUUUAUAUUCCAGAACUACAAGGCUGAUAAGAGAAACCUGGAGACAGUGGCCAGGAAGGCCCUGACCUUGCUGCUCUCCAUCUGCGUGCCAGGACUAUACUUGGUGCUCGUGGCUUUGGACAGCAUGGAAUACAUCCGCACUUUCCGGAAGAAGGAGGACUUGCGAGGAAGGCUCUUCUGGGUAGCCUUGGACCUCCUGGAUAUCUUGGACAUUCAAGCCAACCUGUGGGAGCCGCACAAGACGGGGCUGCCCAUCUGGGCAGAAGGACUCAUGUUCUUCUACUGCUACAUCCUUCUCUUGAUCCUCCCUUGCGUUUCGCUCAGCGAAAUCAGCAUGCAAGGGGAGCACAUUGCUCCGCAGAAAAUGAUGCUCUACCCUGUCCUGAGCCUGGUGACCAUCAACGUCGUCACCAUCUUCAUCCGCGCCAUCAACAUGGUCUUGUUCCAAGACAGCAGAGUCUCCACCAUCUUCAUCGGCAAGAACAUCAUCGCCAUCGCCACCAAAGCCUGCACUUUCCUCGAGUACAAGAAGCAGGUGAAGGAGUUCCCGCAGAACGCCAUUGCGCUUGAGCUGCAGCAGAACUCGGUGCCCCACAACCAGACGGUCCACAGUUCACAGGGCAUUACUCAUGAGCAGUCGCCCGCCAGGGAGAUCUUGGACACAUGA
Messenger RNA from Zootoca vivipara (common lizard), 1505 nucleotides. The record is from RefSeq and is a predicted model, not a curated record. Lineage: Eukaryota; Metazoa; Chordata; Lepidosauria; Squamata; Lacertidae.